UCUUUCCCCACUGUAUAGCGUAGCGGGAAGCGGACUCGCGGUGCGAAGAUACAGGCAACGAUGUGAGCCCAAUCACAACGGGAGCUUCGCUUUGCUGCUAUCGCUCACAGAAAUGGGUUAGUACGGCGGGGAUUAAGUGCAGCCAGUCGUGUAUUAGCCAAAGCCAUGGUAACAUCACGUUCCAAAUUGGUUCUUCUGCUCGUGGGCAGUUUGCUUCUCCUGGCGCUGCAAGUUCUAGCUGGAGUAUUGGACAAUCGCGUCGAUCAAUACGCAUUCAGCGGACGUAGUGAUGAUGGUGGAUCGUGCAAAUUGCCAGACAAUUUGAUACAGGAGAUCAAAGGCUAUCAGCCAAUUGUGGACAAAAUCAUCACCAAGAUCGUAGAUGGAGAAUUCGCCGGUCAGACUUGGCAAAGUCUGGCGAAUUUGGUUGAUACUUUCGGUGCGCGGCCUGCCGGAUCGGAUCAAUUGGAAAAAGCUAUCGAAAGCUAUCGAAGCGCAAUCACAUUGCUGAACGCCGCCUACAAGCUACUCUCCCAAAUUUUAUGCCGUCGUCUAGCACCAAGGGAGUUCGUGAGGCAGUACCAGGCGGGUUUUAUGGGCGAAUGCUCCAACACGAACCAGGUGUUCGCCAUUCGCCAAGUACUGCAGAAAUUAAAAGAUUAA
Messenger RNA from Armigeres subalbatus, 663 nucleotides. RefSeq lists its product as uncharacterized. The transcript has a single exon. Lineage: Eukaryota; Metazoa; Arthropoda; Insecta; Diptera; Culicidae. Bases 166 to 663 code for a protein of 165 amino acids. The record is from RefSeq and is a predicted model, not a curated record.